Molecule: messenger RNA, 1202 nt
Organism: Durotheca rogersii
Lineage: Eukaryota; Fungi; Ascomycota; Sordariomycetes; Xylariales; Xylariaceae
Exons: 4
Coding region: 232-1029 (265 amino acids)
Source: RefSeq, a predicted model, not a curated record
AGAGCCUGCAUCCGGGAUUUAAAUAAUUCGAUCCCGCUCGCUGUCGACACCGCCGCCGCGAAUCAAUCCUGCCGCCCCUCGCUGCCAUUGUCCCAACCUCGUACCUACGGAUUCUCCCACGGACUGCCUAACCACCCUCACACCCCUCGCCUGUCCCCUUCCCGCCUACCUACCUACCUAGCUAGCUAGCCGACCUCCCUCCCCGUCUUUAACCCCACGCACGACGCCGCCAUGGCCGCCGAGGACGCCGCAGCGCCGCGCAUCACCGUGUUCCGCGGGUGGGACGCGGCGGGGGCGCACGUGUGGUCGCCGUACGUGGUGAAGCUGGAGGCGCGGCUGCGGUUCGCGGGGGUGCCGUACACCGUGAGCGGCGGGUCGCUGCGGGCGGCGCCGCGCGGCAAGAUCCCCUACGUCGAGUUCCGCGCCGAGGGCUCGUCCGCGCCGGCCCAGCGCCUCGGCGACUCGGCGCUCAUCGCGCGCGCGCUCGUCGACCGCGGCGUGCUCCCCGACCUCGCCGCGCCGCUGCCCCCGCCCCGCCGCGCCCUCGACCUCGCGCUGCGCGCCCUGCUCGAGGACAAGCUGUAUUUCUACCACACCUGGGAGCGCUGGUUCGGCAACUACUACGCGAUGCGCGACCACGUGCUGGCGGCAGUGCCGUACCCGGUGCGCGUCGUGGUCGGGUACCUCGUCUACCGCACGGUCACGGCGACGCUGCGCGGGCAGGGGACGCUGCGCUUCGCGCCCGAGGAGAUCACCGCGUUCCGGCGCGAGAUCUGGGACGGGUUCAGCGCGCUGCUCCUCGCGUCCCGGUCCGAGAGCGCCAGGGGCGCCGCCGAGCCUUUCUGGGUCCUCGGCGGCGACCAACCCACCGACGCCGACACGACCUUGUUCGGCUUCGUCGUCUCGGUCCUCGUAUGCACCGCCUGCCCCGACUCCCAAGAGGUCGUCAAGAGCUUCCCCGUCCUCCUGGACUACGCGAGCCGGAUCCACGACCGGUACUUCCCAGAUUACGAGAAAUGGACGGUGUGACGUGCACCCUGUCGUCGACGGAAAAGGUGGGGGUUGCCGCCGUGCUGACUGGACUUAGGGAGUGUGUCUGCUGCGGCGAGAGGGACGGGAAUGGGAGUCGCGGGACACGAUAGGGGAGAGUAUGCUUCCUGCGGGUGGGCAGUGGAAGGCGAAUGAUAUCCCGCUUUCAACGC